AAAUCACCUUCACAUACAAUAUAAUUUAGCAAAGGCUAGGUAGUUAGAAAUUAGUAAAAACCCCUAACAAACUAAAUAAGGAAAAGGUUUUAUAAAUAGAUCACAAACAAACGAUAUCGCAAAUGAAACUUACUUAAAAAACGGACAAAACAACCGAAGCUGGAUUCUAAAUCGAUGAAAAAUUAAUAAUCUGUCGACGAUAGCUAUCUAAUAGAUAUAUUUAACGCUGGUUUAAAAAUGCUUUGUUAAGACUUUAAGAAAUAUUUCUUAGUAGGUAGGUCCUCGGAUCUAAGUCCGUUUUCGACAAUAACACGAGCUUUAAAUGGUGUUUGAUUAAAAUAAGCUAAUUCCUUUUGUAAACAUAUUGUGAACUAUCGUAAAACUCUCCCUUUUUUUUGGUUUGCUGAGUUGGCCUUAUUUUAUUUAGUUACCGAGUUAAGUAGGCCAAUUUACUUGACAUUAAGGCCUUGCGUUUAACUUUGCCUCAGUCACAUCCAGUUGGAGCUCAGUUCACAUCUCUUUCAGUUCACAACUCUUUCAGUUAAGAUUUUAGUUUUCCGUACAAGUCAAAUCAUACGACGAAACACAAUGUCAAAAUCGAUACCAAUUACUCGUGAUAGCCACAACACGCCCAAAAUCACAAAACGUACCAAUGCGCGGGGUCUGCAAUCCGUUUACAGCAAGCCUCCUGCUGCUGUGAUGGGCAGCCAAAAAAGAGAAGGAGGAGCCAGUGCCGCCACCAGAGCCACCGGAGCCACCGGAGCCACCGGAGCCACCGGAUCCACCAGAGCCACCAGAGCCACCGGAUCCACCGGAGCCACCGGAGCCACCGGAGCCACCGGAUCCACCGAAGCCACCAGAGCCACCAGAGCCACCAGAGCCACCAGAGCCACCGGAUCCACCGGAGCCACCGGAGCCACCGGAGCCACCAGAGCCACCGGAGCCACCAGAGCCACCGGAUCCACCGGAGCCACCGGAGCCACCGGAGCCACCGGAGCCACCGGAGCAACCAGAGCCACCAGAGCCACCAGAGCCACCAGAGCCACCGGAUCCACCGGAGCCACCGGAGCCACCAGAGCCACCGGAUCCACCGGAGCCACCAAGACUGGUAACCGGGCCAAAGGCAACGAUCAUGUGGCGCAGAACAGUGGAACUGAUCGCAUCUGGAACUGCAACAAGCCCAAUAUUGCAAAACCAACAAAGAAAACCUACAACGUCUAUGCCAAACAGAAGACUAGUUCAUCGAACGGGAAAGUAGAGUCGUCCAAUGCCAGCCUCAAGCAGUCGGUGCGUCCCCCGACUCCAGUUAAUCGUGCCAAAAAGGAGAAGGACGACGGGAAAACUGGAAAGAAGCCAAGCAAUUAUGAGUCCUUCUAUGUGCCCUUCUCGAAAAAGAAAGCCAUUGAAAGCUCGCCCGAAAAGCAAGACGUUAAGAAACCUACGAAUCGCGAGCAGUUUCAGCAACUGCGGCCAGCAGGAGAGCGUUAUGUGAUGAAGGCCAAUGAGAUGGCAGACCUGAUUGCCGAGGUGAAGUUGCGCCAAGGGAAAGAAACCAUGGAGAAUGUGCCGCCAGUGCUGCCGCCACCACAGUUUGCUGAUGAUCCCGAGGGGUUCAGGAGGCGACUACAACUCCAACGCUCCCGCACACAGACGCUCUUCUCGAUUGUGGACUGCGACGAGUUGCUGUUCAAGUACGCCUGUCAUCUGCCCUUUGUCCGGAGUCCGGCGAAUCCCGAUGCCAGUCGCCCGAGGAUGCGCGUGCUCUCGUCACUCUAGUAUGCUGCGAAGAUCUAAAUGGCAUUCUCUAUGUUUUAUAUUUUGUUAUUAGCUGAAUGCUCUCGUUAAUUGUUUUGAUAUCUCACUCAAGUCUCUCAAGCCUCCCUCGAAUGAUUAUGAAUUGGGUCCGCCUUCGCGUUGACUAAAUAAAUCAUUUGUAUCAAAAAGAAGCAUUAGAUUGUUUUCACUUACGCCCACAAAUAGCUAAAUUCUGUCAUGUCACUGUAAGACAUGGUAGAGGUCACUUAUUGGCCGGUGAAUGUUAUAUUCAGUCCAGAUGUUAAAUCUAACCAUUAUUUAAUGAGUACUAAGCAUAAAUGUAAAUUAAUGACAUUUCAAAAUUUAAGAUAGAUGUGGCCACCUACAAAUUGAUUGUAUUCUGGGGCAUA
Drosophila gunungcola (fruit fly) is the source of this 2165-nucleotide messenger RNA. RefSeq names its product protein SPT2 homolog. Bases 589 to 1776 code for a protein of 395 amino acids. Lineage: Eukaryota; Metazoa; Arthropoda; Insecta; Diptera; Drosophilidae. The transcript has a single exon. The record is from RefSeq and is a predicted model, not a curated record.